AUGGCUCGUCGUUCAAAUCAAAAACGUAAUCAUGAUCGAAAUGCACCAAAACGACCAUCAGCAGCUUGGCGAUUAUUUUUCGAUGAUCAUCGUGAAGAAUUUACAAAACAAAAUCCAAAAUCAAGUUAUCACAAAAUUUCGAAAAAAUUAGGUGAAAUGUGGCGUCAAAGUGAUGAUGCAACAAAACGUCGAUAUCAAAAACAAUAUGAAACAAAUCAAGCUGAAUAUGAUGAAAAAAUGGAAGUCUAUACAAAAGAUCGAGAAAAUAAAAAAAGUCAAUCAUCAGUUGAAUAUAAUAAUUAA
Molecule: messenger RNA, 303 nt
Organism: Adineta steineri
Lineage: Eukaryota; Metazoa; Rotifera; Eurotatoria; Adinetida; Adinetidae
Source: the annotation of a GenBank genome assembly